This is a messenger RNA of Xiphias gladius (swordfish), 1641 nucleotides long. RefSeq names its product SAP30 binding protein (gene sap30bp). Gene Ontology annotation, biological process: regulation of DNA-templated transcription. The coding region runs from base 84 to 998 and encodes 304 amino acids. Gene Ontology annotation, cellular component: nucleus. The record is from RefSeq and is a predicted model, not a curated record. Lineage: Eukaryota; Metazoa; Chordata; Actinopteri; Istiophoriformes; Xiphiidae. The transcript has 10 exons.
CCCCGUGGUAAUUGGUGCUUCCGCAGUACAACUUCACCGACGCUAAUAGUCUGCGACCAGACAUUUGUGCGACGCAUAGAGCAAUGGCGAGCGCUAAAAAGAGUGCUCUACUUUCCUCUUUGGCAGACUAUGGAGACGAUUCAGAGCCUGACUCCGAACCCGAACCAGAAGAGACAGGGGCGCGUGGAGUGGGUCUGGUGUACAGCUACGACGAGGAUGAGCUGAACCGAACUGAGGACGCAGAUGACAAGAGGUCUGGAGAUGAAGACAGCAGAGACAGCAACUCGGAAAUGGAAGAAUCUGACGAGGGGAGGGACGCAGAUGAUGUUGAGAUAUUAGAAGCGGAAAGAAAGGACCCCAAUGAGCUAGUUGCUCUAUUUUCAGAAAAGGUGAGGAAUAUGUCACCUGAUGAGAUCAGGAUCCCCCCUGAGCCCCCCGGACGCUGCUCGAGCCAACUACAGGAGAAGAUCCACAAGCUGUAUGAGAGGAAGCUCCAUGGAGAUUUUGACACAAACAGCCACAUCCAGAAAAAGAAAGAAUUUAGAAACCCAAGCAUUUACGAGAAGCUCAUCCAGUUCUGCGGUAUAGAUGAACUGGGAACUAACUACCCAAAAGAUAUGUUUGAUCCUCAUGGCUGGUCAGAAGACUCUUAUUAUGAAGCUCUGGCUAAAGCCCAGAACGUGGAGAUGGACAAACUGGAGAAAGCCAAGAAGGAGCGGACCAAGAUUGAGUUUGUCACAGGGACUAAGAAGGGCACCAACCCCUCCAGCACGGCAUCGUCCACCACCAGCAACACCACCACCACCACCGCCACAGCAGAGGCCCAGAAGAGGAAAAGCAAGUGGGACUCUGCGAUCCCUGUGACCCUGGCCCAGCCCGCCCUCAUCACUACCACCGCGACCCUGCCUGCUGUUGUGUCCGUAACCACUACUGCUAGCGGCACCAAGACCACUGUCAUCUCUGCAGUAGGCACCAUCCUGAAGAAAGCGAAGCAGUGAACACGAGAAACGUGUUUGUCUAUACUAGUGAGCGAUCCAAACAGCGACUGACAUAAAGCUGGAAGAGCUGUCUUAUCCUGCGCUCAUUAUAUAUGUGAAAAGAUGCAGAGCGAGAAGUUUACCAAAUUUUAGAACCAACCUACAAAUGCCCUCUGCCACACGCGGACUAAGACUAAGACUUAACUGCUUUCUAUCUCUGGGAUUGUAUCUGCACUAUUGCGUCAUAAAUCCAUAUUCACAGUUUGGUGAAAAUACUCAAAGACCUUCUGAAAAUGGAAGCGUGUGAUGCAUGCGGCUCUCACGCUGACGAAACGUGUCUGUCAUUCUUUUUUUUUUUAUAUGUUGGCAACAGUUGUUAGUUUUAAGAGAACAUGAACAUGCGAAUGGCUGAGUAGGAAAAAGGCUCCCAGACAGACCUGGUAGAAAUAUCUGAAAAAGUGUUUAUUUUUAUAUCCAUAUUUCUGAUGCAGUAUUUUCACGCCACCUUUAGCAGUUACAUGUAAUAGCUCAACAUGUGCAUUGUUUUUCUGCUUUCUUUUUUCUUUCAUCUGCAUAUUCUCCGAAGUAAGAUUUUUUUUUUUUUUACAUGUGUACAUAUGUAUUAAUGAUACGGUAAAUAAAUGGAUCAGAUGUUGCCUUUUCA